Messenger RNA from Lactuca saligna, 1533 nucleotides. The record is from the annotation of a GenBank genome assembly. Lineage: Eukaryota; Viridiplantae; Streptophyta; Magnoliopsida; Asterales; Asteraceae.
AUCGGAUGCCUAUGGGACCAUAAUGUGUAAUGCAUACGAAUAUUGAACAUAACAUUACAUAUGGAUUGAUAUUUUAUUUGUGGUUCUUGAUAAAACCGAAUAAUUUAGUGUUGAUAAUUCCGACAUUGUAAUGGUUAAAUAGAAUAGAUCGUUCAGAGACUGUAUCAAAUGCGCUGAAUACAAACCGAUUCAAAGUGACCAUGAAUCAUAAGUUUCACUCAUAGAGUUUAUCAAAUAUGUAUUUAACUUUGUUAAAAAUAGAGAAAUAGAAAAUGCAAGCUUUUUUGAAGCUGACAACCGCCUAAUAAAGGUUGAAGUCUACUAUCAUAAAUGUUUUGGAAAAUAAAAACCAAAUAAAGAAGCAUAGGUAGGUUGGAGAUGAAAGUGGAAUUUAAUAUGGACAGGCUGAAAUUAGGCCAUAUCUAUCCACCUUUCUCACUCAAUGCUAUCUAACUACCAUCACUACUCUAUUAUAUACAUCAACACUUCAAUACCAUUUCUUUACUCUUUCACACAUUAACUUCCCAUCCACCAUCACCACCACCACCACCACCACCACCCUUAUCUCCUAUCUUACUUCCACGACACUACCACCACCGUUUUCCGGCCAUGGUGAUCAAAUCAAACACCAUCAUUAUGGCCGUUGCCAUGUUGGUGGGACUGAUUUUCGCCGGGCUUCCAUGUUUCAAAGCACAGUCACCAGUCGGAGCUCCGAUGAUGUUGCCUGGUGCACCAAUGGCGAUGGCACCAGGACCUGAUUGCAUGACCGCAUUGUUUAACGUUUCAGAUUGUUUGAGUUUUGUUCAAAUUGGAAGUAAUUUGACUAAUCCCGACAAAGCAUGUUGUCCGGAGGUUGCAGGGUUGCUAGAAAGCAACCCUAUAUGCUUGUGUCAACUGGUCGGUGGAAGUACUGCUAAAGAUUAUGGAGUAGAUAUCAAUCGGGCUCUCUUGCUUCCUAAUGCUUGUAAAUUAGAAGUUCCUUCUAUUAACGCAUGUCCUUCAGCUUCUCCAGUAGCAGCUCCAACACCUAGCUCAGCAAGUGAAGCACCUAGAUCAACAACAGCUAGUCCAGGGCCAGCUGGAGAAGAAGGGUUGAGCCCAACUGCAUCUGGAAACGGUGGCAGCAAUGGAGCUUCUAGCUCUGCAAUUCACGAUCUUUCGACACUAAUUUGUUUAGCGGCUGCUAUCUUCAUAGCAUACUACUUUUAAUUUAAUUCUUUUACUUUACGAUAUGCAACUCAUUGUCCACAUUUUUCAUAUUCUAUUAUAUCAUAUGUAUGUAAACAUUAAUUCACACAUUUCGUGCUCGAAUUUACUCAAUAAUAUGUAGUGAGUUUUAUAUAUUUUAUUUGUAGCCUGUAAGGAUUAUUAUGUCAGUCCAACUUCAACCGCAACAUCAAUAGAAAAAAAAAAUCACUAACAUGAUGUUAUAAUACCACCAAAAUGCAAUUCUUAUCCCAACUACAUACCAAAAAUCAUAUUUUUGUCAGAGAUAUUAAUUAAAAAAAACGACCACUUGUUAACCGAGAAGUC